CCGAGAUCGUUCCAAGAUUCUUCCAUCUUGAUUUUCGCAUCAUUCCACAUGGACGCAUGAUUCUGUACGAUAUCUGAUUCUGUACGAGUAUCAUCGACAUUUAUUUCAUUGUAACUUGUGUUGCAUCCACUUGCUACGAACGUAAUUUCACGCAUUUGUGUACAUUUUCUGGCUCUAAUAGCAUUUCAUUUAUUGUAAAAAAUAAGAUGACUGAGACUUUAACGGAGAUGCCAGUUGCACAAUCUGAGGUAAAGUCCAGCUGGGCUGAUGAAGUCGAGGAAGAGGGAGGAGCAUUGCCUGCGCCAUCAGAAGUCUACGAGAAUGGUUUUAAAAUCCUCACCGAAUAUAAAUACAAUCAAGACAACAAGAAGGUCAAAGUCGUGCGCACUUAUAAAAUAGAGCGACGUAUUGUAUCAAAAACGAUCGCAGCACGUAAAAAUUGGGCAAAGUUUGGCGAUUCCGUCGAUGACAGGCCAGGACCUAAUCCAGCCACUACUGUCAUCGGCGAAGACGUUUUCAUGCAGUUCAUAUCCAGCAAAGAGGAAGAGAACAAGGUAGAAGAAGAUUCUCUAGAUAAAUUGAAGAGCAUGGGCGAUAAGGGUGUUGUCAAGUGUCGUAACUGCAAUGGCGAUCACUGGACUUCCAAAUGUCCAUAUAAAGAUACCGUUCUUGCUGGCGGAAAAGUACCAGAUGACAAGAAGCCUCUCGUUAAUACAGGGGUUCCCGGUGCAAUGGCCGAGCUCAAACCGCAAGGUGGCAAAUACGUACCACCCGGCAUGCGCGAUGGCGGCAACAAACGUGGUGACUCGAUGCAAAUGCAGAGGCGCGACGAUACGACCGCGAUCCGUAUUUCAAAUUUGUCGCAGAGCACAACAGAUGCUGAUUUGGACGAGCUCGUGAAGCCUUUCGGUUCUGUAGUGAAACAGUUCCUUGCCAAGGAGAAGUUGUCUAAUCUCUGCAAAGGCUUCGCAUACGUACAUUUCAAGCAUAGGGCCGAUGCCGCGAGAGCGAUCGCUACCUUGGAUGGUUACGGUUACGAUCAUCUUAUCCUAAGCGUCGAAUGGUCGAAACCUCAAGCGCAAAAUAAUUAAGACGCUUAGAAUAGUAUAUAAUAUAGAAUAACGUAUAAUAUAUAACGGACAUAUUGCUAUUUACUUAUUGGGAGAAAUCCUCAAAAUAAAAUUGUAUUUGAAAUUUUACAUUCUUAUCAGAAGUAUAAAGACAGUAGUCAUCUAUUCAUUACAUUUAAUACUAAAUAUGAAAGUUAGGGAGACUCAAAUUUUUAUUAUAGAUUA
Messenger RNA from Camponotus floridanus (Florida carpenter ant), 1295 nucleotides. It is a transcript of the gene eIF3g1, whose product is annotated as eukaryotic translation initiation factor 3 subunit G. The coding region runs from base 207 to 1091 and encodes 294 amino acids. Gene Ontology annotation, cellular component: eukaryotic translation initiation factor 3 complex; cytoplasm. The record is from RefSeq and is a predicted model, not a curated record. Lineage: Eukaryota; Metazoa; Arthropoda; Insecta; Hymenoptera; Formicidae. The transcript is spliced from 4 exons. Gene Ontology annotation, molecular function: RNA binding; translation initiation factor activity.